CCGAGAAUUUCUGAAUGUGGAUUCGCCCAGGUCCGCAAAUUUGAGCCGGUUUUUUUGCAUGUAAUGCAGACGAAUUGUUGCAGGACAUUGCCCCGAUCGUUCAAUAUGUGAAACCGGUUUUGCCUGAUAAAUGGAGGUCAAGAACGAAGCCCCUCAAAUAAAGUGUCCCGAAAAGUGCCUCAGUGCGGGUAGUCACGCGGGGAAUGAUACCGACACAGAUAGCAGAAGCCGUCUCCAAUAAAAUCUGAUUUCCAGUCACCUUCCACGGCAGUUGGCGAAUUGCGGCACACUCGUGCACUAAGCGUGAAAUCGUUGUAGAGCAAGUUUUAAGGGCACGCCUCUACAAUGAAGGGAGUACUAUUCCCUCUAGUAUUCGUACUGUUGGUGGCACAUUUCCGUCCUACCAAGGGAGCCGAUUCAGCGAGUGAUGGCGAAGCCGUUUGGGGAUACCGGUGCGUGGAUGAUCGAUGCGUAAAGACUGCAAUCUCCGAGACCUACCAGCUGGACAAGGCGGUUAGUUUUGCGGCCUGUCGUUUGAUGUGCGGAAAUGGUGCCGGAAUGCUGUGGCCCCAGCCGACCGGUGGCAUCCAGAUCGGUACCGAUCUGGUACACAUCGAUCCCGAGCAGGUGGCGAUCGAUUGGAGCGAAAACACGCAACCAUUGGCAUCGUUGUGGACGUCUGUUCGAGAACGUUUUCGUCGUCAACUUCUAGCCACGGCCCAGGGAGUAUCACUACGUACUGGUGGUCGCAAUAUUCGCAUCAAGAUGGAUAUAGAAGAUAAUUCCCUCGUCCUAAACCACGCAACGGACGAAAGUUAUACGCUGAUGGUGGAAACAGCUACUAAUGGAUCGCUACUGGCUACGAUCACGGCGAAAACGUUCUUCGGUGGACGACAUGGCCUCGAAACACUGGUCCAAUUUGUUCUGUUCGAUGAUAUUCGUAAAGAGCUCCAGAUGGUCGCUUCGGUCACGGUAUCAGACGCACCUGCUUAUCCGCAUCGUGGACUGGCGCUUGAUACUUCGCGCAACUUCGUGACGCUGGACGGCCUGAAGCGUACGAUCGAUGCAAUGGCGAUGGUUAAGCUGAAUGUAUUCCACUGGCACAUCACGGAUUCACAGAGCUUCCCAUUAGUCAUCAAAUCGAGACCAACCCUGCAUAGAUAUGGUGCCUACACACAGCGAGAAGUGUACACGGCCGACGACGUACGUAGCCUGGUGCAAUAUGCUUUGGAGCGUGGCAUUCGGAUCAUACCGGAGCUGGAUGCCCCGGCGCACGUCGGUGAAGGCUGGGAGCGAUUGAAUGUAACGAGCUGCUUCAACUACCAACCAUGGGAGAAUUACUGCGUUGAGCCACCGUGUGGACAGCUUGAUCCGACCAAGGAUGCCGUAUACGAUAUUCUACAGGAUAUUUAUCGAGAGAUGAACAACAUGUUCCACCGGUCCGAUCUAUUCCAUAUGGGUGGCGAUGAGGUUUCGAUUCGUUGCUGGAACGCCACCGAAAGCAUCCGGAGCUGGAUGAAGGUCCAAGAAUGGGGUCUUGAGCAAACGGACUUUAUGAAACUGUGGAAUUACUUUCAAACGGAGGCUCUUCGCCGGCUCGAUAGCACACUGCCGCCCGGUGAGAAGCGUCCGAUCGUAAUGUGGACGAGCAAGCUUACGGAGUCGCCAUACCUCGAACAGUACCUCGACAAAGAUCGCUAUCUCAUACAGGUGUGGACGACCGGUAACGAUACCAAGGUAAAGAAUCUGCUCGAGAAGGGAUACCGGUUGAUCAUCUCCAAUUAUGAUGCCCUCUAUCUGGACUGUGGGUUCGCGGGCUGGGUCACUGAUGGUAGCAACUGGUGCGCGCCAUACAUUGGCUGGCAGAAGGUGUACAACAACGAUCUGAUGGCUAUCGGUGGUCCGUACGCUAAUCAGAUACUGGGUGCAGAGGCCGCCCUAUGGACGGAGCAAUCCGAUAGCCACACACUGGACAAUCGUUUGUGGCCGCGAUUGAGUGCAUUGGCCGAACGAUUGUGGAGCAAUCCUCGUAGCGGUUGGCAGGCUGCCGAAGCUCGCAUGCUGGUGCAUCGGGAACGAUUGAUCGAGGCACAGGUAGCCGCCAACAGCAUUCAACCGAAAUGGUGCCUACAGAACGAAGGCAACUGUCCCAUCGGUGGGGAUGGUGGCCGUUCGUGAAGCAGUAAUCUUAAACCUUUAAAUCUAUCUAAGAUCGUUUGUUCGUUUGUUCGUUUGUUGCAUUGGUACUCGUUAUGUGCGCACCUUUAUGCUGAUGGUUCCAAUAUGCUCAACCCAACAGAAACUGUAAUUGGUUUACGCUGCAAUAAAUGAUUACGAAUUUCUUAUUUACUCACGAAACUAUAAUGUUAUGGCAAAUUCGAUUCG
Molecule: messenger RNA, 2385 nt
Organism: Anopheles darlingi
Lineage: Eukaryota; Metazoa; Arthropoda; Insecta; Diptera; Culicidae
Product: chitooligosaccharidolytic beta-N-acetylglucosaminidase-like
Exons: 3
Coding region: 346-2178 (610 amino acids)
Biological process (GO): glycosaminoglycan metabolic process; ganglioside catabolic process; carbohydrate metabolic process
Cellular component (GO): membrane
Molecular function (GO): beta-N-acetylhexosaminidase activity
Source: RefSeq, a predicted model, not a curated record